Caenorhabditis elegans is the source of this 1101-nucleotide messenger RNA. It is a transcript of the gene dlat-2, whose product is annotated as 2-oxoacid dehydrogenase acyltransferase catalytic domain-containing protein. NCBI's taxonomy places the organism in Eukaryota, Metazoa, Nematoda, Chromadorea, Rhabditida, Rhabditidae. Gene Ontology annotation, molecular function: acyltransferase activity. Gene Ontology annotation, cellular component: pyruvate dehydrogenase complex. The record is from RefSeq and is marked reviewed. Gene Ontology annotation, biological process: pyruvate decarboxylation to acetyl-CoA.
AGGGUAAUCAUGCUAGCCGGUAGUCAGGCUCUUCGCCACCUUUCUACUGCUGCACAAAACCAAGGAGCUUGCGGUCCUGCAGUCAAGCUUCUUCUGAUUCAAUAUGGUCUGGAAAAUCGAAAAAUUGAUGGAACAGGCCCAAAAAACAAAAAUAUUCUGAAAGGCGAUGUUAUGAAAAUAGUUGAAGCUGAAAAGCUGAAGCCGGUGGCUCAUCAUGCACAUGCUCCAAAAGAAACACAUAUUGAAAAUAAAUCUAUUGAAAAGAAAUCAGACAUUUUCGGCGCCAACAAUCGCAGUCUCCGUCAUCACCAAGAUAUUCCUCUCAGCAAUAUUCGAGCAACAAUCGCAAAACGAUUGACAGCUUCUAAACAGCAAAUUCCUCACGAAUAUCAAGGUGUUGACGUUCGAAUUGACGAUAUUCUGGCGUUGAGACAGAAAUUGAAAAAAUCCGGAACUGCUGUUUCGCUCAACGACUUUAUCAUAAAAGCCGCAGCCCUUGCACUGAGGUCCGUGCCGACAGUAAAUGUUCGAUGGACUCCAGAAGGAAUCGGUCUCGGAUCAGUCGAUAUUUCGGUCGCUGUGGCUACUCCAACCGGCCUUAUCACUCCAAUUGUAGAGAAUUCUGAUAUUUUGGGCGUUUUGGCGAUUUCUAGCAAAGUGAAGGAGUUGUCGGGAUUGGCGCGAGAAAGCAAAUUAAAACCACAACAGUUCCAGGGAGGAUCUUUUACAAUUUCGAAUCUUGGAAUGUUCGGAAGUGUGACCAACUUCACAGCCAUCAUAAAUCCACCGCAAUGUGCCAUUUUGACGAUCGGAGGAACUCGUUCUGAAGUUGUAUCUGUUGAUGGACAAUUGGAGACACAAAAAUUAAUGGGUGUCAAUCUUUGUUUCGACGGACGAGCAAUCUCCGAAGAAUGUGCAAAACGAUUCCUUCUUCACUUCUCCGAAUCGCUUUCUGAUCCGGAAUUGCUCAUUGCUGAACCACUUUCUCCAGAACUCGAUUUUGAUUUUUCGCGUUUAUUGUAGUUUCGAAUUAGACAGGAUUCUCAUACUCUUCAUAGCACCGAUGUACUCUAAUAUUAGAUAAAAUGAAGUCGAAUUUUU